This is a messenger RNA of Perkinsus marinus ATCC 50983, 1023 nucleotides long. RefSeq lists its product as hypothetical. The coding region runs from base 1 to 1023 and encodes 340 amino acids. The record is from RefSeq and is a predicted model, not a curated record. The transcript is spliced from 12 exons. NCBI's taxonomy places the organism in Eukaryota, Perkinsozoa, Perkinsida, Perkinsidae.
AUGGUCAUAGCUUUCGUUAUCGUUUUCCCUACAGCAACAGAGGUGCCGCAGCAAUACGAUAUCCGGAAUGGAGAUCUAAUAUACUACAUGUUAUUUGGUGUUGUAAUCGUCCCUUUCCAAGUUAUGAUGGACAUUCUUAUGAACCAUGCUACUGAGCUAGCUCAUGGCGUGAAGAUCUACGACUAUAUGCUCUAUGCGAAAUGGAGAUGGCGCAAUAGAUUGACAAGGUGGCUCUUUGAUGAUCCUAGGUUCGACCAGAGCAUCGGAGAGCAGGUAUUGUGGAAGCCCAGGGAUAACGCUUCGGCCAAGGCCUUCGCGGACAGCAUCAAGCAUGGUAUCGAGCAGAAAGAAAUGCAGACUCGUGUGAAAGAAUUCAGGGAAAACUUUUUCCAACGUCAUAAAGAAUGGAUUCUGUCCAACGUUGGCCUCAUAUUCACACCGAGGCACAGUCGCCAGAGAUAUCGAGGGCAGCUGAGUGAGAUGUACCAGAAGUUGCUCAGUUUGGAGAGCCCUUUCGAGUAUCGCAUGCCUGAUGAAGACCUUCUCGCUGGUCGCACGCAGAAGGGGCUGCUAGGUAACAAAAACGGAGAAUUUCCCUCAGCUGAAGAUGGUGGAGAGAACGAUUAUGAAGUCCUCGGCGAUGCACUGAUUACUAUCGGCAAGAGACUCACAGAGGAUGACGAGAGCAGGGCUCGACGUGAAGAGGAGGAAGCCGUUGAUGAAGUUCGCCUCAAAUUGCCGCAGGGAGUGUCCAUGCUCGCCUGGGCGACUAUGGAAAGUUGGUACACAGUAGCCCGGCAGAGAUUGAAGGGCGGCGUUGCCUCUGUGCAGCUCGGACUGCCACCUGCAACACAGUGGAAGGGCCAUCCGGCUGAUGUUAUCGCUCAGAACGACGAGAUAGCAGAGCUCGAUCCUUAUCCUGACUGGCUGACGGCAAAUAUCACACAAACGUCGAAAGAAAUGCUGCUACGCUGGGCCAGAGAAGCUCGUUCUCGGUUAAGAGAUCGCCGUGGUAAGCACUAG